This is a messenger RNA of Aspergillus oryzae RIB40, 438 nucleotides long. RefSeq lists its product as uncharacterized. Lineage: Eukaryota; Fungi; Ascomycota; Eurotiomycetes; Eurotiales; Aspergillaceae. The record is from RefSeq and is a predicted model, not a curated record. The transcript has a single exon. The coding region runs from base 1 to 438 and encodes 145 amino acids.
AUGGCUGGAAGAGUUGACCCGAUCGGAAAAUGGGGAGCAGCAGCAACGGCAACGGCACUACGCUCAAGAAACCUGGUAGGGUUGCGCAUCCCAUUGUUGGAGCACGUCGGGAGUCUUGGCCCUGGAGAUGCGGGGACAGGGCUGGCACUAGUGGGCUUGGCCGUUAUCAUCAGGACCCGUUUCGUUGUGUUCACGCUCUCUGAUUUGCUUUGGUGCUUUCUCCCAGUUCCAUCUGCCUUUCGACUCUCGUCGUCCCGUCGUCUUCGCAAGACACGCUACCGUCCUCUCCAGAACCCGCCUGCAUCCUUCCUCAUUCUCGCUCGACCACCGCUCUCCACAGUCACGACACGCUUACCCCUGACGCUGACCCUCCUCUGCUCGAAUCAGAUCGCAUGCGGUACCGCUACCGCGACGGCGACCGCAGUGUCCUCGUUCUGA